Molecule: messenger RNA, 3258 nt
Organism: Glycine soja
Lineage: Eukaryota; Viridiplantae; Streptophyta; Magnoliopsida; Fabales; Fabaceae
Product: probable receptor-like protein kinase At5g24010
Exons: 1
Coding region: 447-2927 (826 amino acids)
Biological process (GO): protein autophosphorylation
Cellular component (GO): plasmodesma; plasma membrane
Molecular function (GO): ATP binding; transmembrane receptor protein tyrosine kinase activity
Source: RefSeq, a predicted model, not a curated record
AAUUAGGUAUCAAGAAUUAAUUCGAGAUGAAAGGUUAAGAUGAAACAGCCUGUAUCAGUAUUUUAGAUGUGUGCAUGCGACUAACAUUUUUCUACCGUUAUAUGAAGUUGAACGCAGAGAGAGAAAACUAAUACAGAUUUGUGUGAAACGUCCAAAAAUAUUUGGAGUUUAUGAACAAAUAACCAUCAAAAGCAAAUGUGAAAGUAGGUGCAAUCCUCUGAUUUGAUCGACCAAAUUCAUGUACUAUAUUACAUCUUCCUUCUCAAAUCUUCACUGGAACUUAAGUCACUCUCUCUCUAUCUCUGUUGUCCUCUUUUUGCAGUUCUGUUCACACUUCACACUAACCUUUUGUAUCCUCUAACAACUACGCAUGGCGUGCGUUUUCCUCAGAGCCUGAUACUCACACUCUUCAAGGAACCAAAACGCCAAAAUAAAUCCUUUCUUCAAUGAACACCCAAAACCUCAUACCCCUAAUAAUCCUUCUUCUUUUCAUACCUUUCUCAGUUUCAUUCUCUCCCACAGAUAACUUUCUUCUUAGUUGUGGAUCAUACAGCAAUGCUUCCCUCUUCAACAGAGUCUUCAUGGGAGAUUCCACCAACCCAGGCUCCACUUUUCUAUCUUCAGAUGAUUCCAUUUCACUCACAUACCAAAAGCCACCUCAGAAUUUGUCUACUUUGUACCACACAGCCAGAGUUUUUAGAAGCACUGCGAGGUACAGGUUCAACAUGAAGAAAAACGGCACUCACUUGGUGCGUUUUCAUUUCUCCCCCUUCAAGGCUCAAAGUACUUUUGAUCUUAAAUCAGCAAAAUUUAAUGUCUUUGUUAACGGGGUUUCGGUGUUGAGCAAUUUCCAACCACCUAAUGAUGUGCUGCUCAAAGAGUUUAUUUUGAAGAUUGAGUCAAACGUGCUUGAGAUUUUGUUUAGGCCUGUUGGUGAAUCAGGUUUUGCCUUUGUCAAUGCUUUGGAGGUGUUUACUGCCCCUGUGGAUUUUGUUAUAGAUGUUGGAGCCAGAUUGGUUGGUCCUUCUGGGGUGGAGGAGUACAGAAACCUUUCAUCUCAGGUUUUGGAAACUGUUCAUAGGAUCAAUGUUGGGGGUUUGAAAAUAACUCCCUUCAAUGACACCCUUUGGAGGACUUGGAUUCCUGAUGAGGAUUAUUUGGUGUUUAAGGGUGCAGCAAAGCCUGCAGUGAGCACUCACACACCAAAUUACCAGAAGGGAGGUGCAACUAGAGAGGUUGCACCUGAAAAUGUUUACAUGACAGCUCAGCAGAUGAAUAGGGAAAACUCAAGUUUGGCUUCAAGGUUCAACAUAACCUGGAACUUCCCUGUGUCUCCUGGUGGUGGUGUUCCACACUUGGUUAGGUUGCAUUUUUGUGAUAUUGUUAGUCCUGCUCUCAACUUGCUCUACUUUGAUGUGUACAUCAAUGGGUACAUUGCAUACAAGGAUCUUGAUUUGUCAGCCCUUACAAUCCACACACUUGCAUCACCUGUCUAUGUGGAUUUUGUUACAAAUUCAGUUGAUUCAGGUUUUGUUCAAGUGAGUGUCGGUCCUUCUGAGCUGAGCAGUUCCAUAAGGAUGAAUGCCAUAUUGAAUGGUGCAGAGAUAAUGAAGAUGGUCAAUGAUGUCGGUACUAAUGUUGUGCAUAGGAGGACGAAUUUGUGGGUGUUGGUGGGUUCAACUGUUGGAGGAAUUGGUGUCUUGUUUUUAGUUGUAACUGCUUUUCUACUUGGUACCAAAUGCAGGAAGAAUAAACCAAAACAAAGGACAAUAGAAAGUGUUGGAUGGACACCUUUGAGUAUGUUUGGAGGGAGCUCCCUUAGUAGAAGCUCUGAGCCUGGUUCUCAUGGACUUCUUGGCAUGAAGAUCCCUUUUGCUGAAAUACAAUCAGCAACAAACAACUUUGAUAGAAGUCUGAUUAUAGGGUCUGGUGGAUUUGGUAUGGUCUACAAGGGAGUGCUGAGAGACAACGUGAAAGUUGCUGUCAAGAGAGGCAUGCCAGGGUCCAGGCAAGGCCUUCCAGAGUUCCAGACUGAGAUAACAGUUCUGUCCAAAAUUCGCCAUCGCCACCUAGUUUCACUAGUUGGUUUCUGUGAAGAGAAUUCAGAAAUGAUACUUGUCUAUGAGUAUGUCGAAAAGGGUCCACUGAAGAAGCAUUUAUAUGGUUCAUCACUACAAACACCUCUCUCUUGGAAGCAGCGUCUUGAGAUAUGCAUUGGUGCGGCUAGAGGCCUUCACUAUCUUCACACUGGUUUUGCUCAAGGAAUCAUCCACCGUGACAUCAAGUCAACCAACAUAUUACUUGAUGAAAACUAUGUUGCCAAGGUUGCUGACUUUGGUCUUUCAAGGUCAGGGCCAUGCAUCAAUGAAACACAUGUGAGUACUAAUGUGAAAGGUAGCUUUGGCUAUCUUGAUCCCGAGUAUUACCGGAGGCAGCAGCUUACGGAUAAGUCAGAUGUUUAUUCAUUUGGGGUUGUGCUUUUUGAGGUUCUUUGUGGAAGACCUGCUGUUGAUCCACAACUUGCAAGAGAACAAGUGAAUUUGGCAGAAUGGGGACUUGAAUGGCUGCAAAAGGGCAUGGUGGAGCAAAUUGUUGAUCCUCAUCUUGUUGGACAGAUCCAACAAAACUCCUUGAAAAAAUUUUGUGAGACUGCAGAGAAAUGUUUGGCUGAAUAUGGUGUUGACAGGCCUGCAAUGGGUGAUGUGUUGUGGAAUUUGGAAUAUGCACUUCAGCUCCAAGAAAGUGGUCAACAAAGGGAGCCACAUGCCAAUAGACAUGCUAGUGAAGAAUUUGUGAGUGUGACAAAUGCAAUUAUUCCUGGAAAUCCUUCUACCAACAGAAGGACAGAGAGGGAUCAUUAUAACUGUUCUUCAGAUGUAAGUACUAGCCAAGUGUUUUCCCAGCUAAUGAACAAUGAAGGCAGAUAGAGAUAGGUUUAUGCCGCAAAUAUAAGCAAGAAAUUAAAGCAGUACCUAAGCUUUCAUACUUCUUUUUUUUCCUACCAAGUUUUUUUUUUGAAGAAAAUUGCAUCAAAACCGUAUUAGCAAGAUUUACUCACGGAAGGCUCCAUAUAGCACUAGUUCAUUGGUAGCAAGAUUUUUGUAGUAUAAUUUAUUCAUUUAUUUUAUACAGCAAUUCUGUACUUAUUAUUCUGGAGCUUAAUCAGUCAAAUUUGUGAUGAGCUAUAGGUUUGUGGUCCAUUUGUAUGAUGUAAUUGGAAUUUCAGUUCAAAUUUCUAAUUUCAAUUCCAUUCCUUAA